AUGAUGAUAGUGUUUGUGUAUGACACACAAUGCUGCGUCACCGAGGAAGAUGACCCAGCCGAGGCUGUACUUUACUUCCAUCCUGGAUGGGUUUCUGACACACAGAGACAUGCUUUAGCUGGACAGGUGGUGGGCGCAGCGCAUUGCGUCAAGAGCCUCUUCUCCCAGCCGGUGGCCAUCACACUGCAAAGCGGAAAGUUCAUUCUCAGGGAAUAUGGCAGAUACGUCCUGGCGAUAGGUAGCGAUCGGAAUAUUCCCGAUUGGGUGCUAAAAAACCGAGCCAGCCUGUUGACGUCCAUGAUCAAGGUUUACCACGGCGAUCUCAACAUGCUCGCUGCGCAGAUGGAGGACCAAAAGAGGUUGGCCGAGAAGCUGUACCAAGUGUUCGAAACAUACCUCCCUGUACUGCAAUACGGUUGUCAUAUCUUCCAACGGGUUCCGAUGCUGAGUCUGCCGAAGAGCGCCACCUCAGUAUACAUGGAGUCAAUGCAAAUCCUGGAGCAUUGCCGGAAAAGCAAGGGCGUACUUGGAGGAGUAAUUCUAUACAACAAUAAGAUUAUCUCCACUCAAUUGCCACCAAGUCUUACCUCUUACCUGACCGUGGUAGAUCCAUAUCGAAUAAAAUCACCAGCAGAGACAUUGCAAACUGAAACACCGUUGCCUCUGGGAGCACAGCUUCUGGUAGUUUAUGUGGGGCGGAGGACUUACGACACUCUGAAGAAGCAAGCAGAUAAGAUGCAGGAGUUCUAUCAAAACGGUGAAGAAAUGAUCGCACGGUUUAAAAAGAUGCAAGAGGCGGAGCGCGAAAAGCAACCACAAACCGGUAUGAAAAGGGACAAAUCAUUACUCUUCACAGCUGUGCCAGAAGAGGACCACACCAUGAUAUCACCGCCAAGCAAAGAACAUCAUACGGAGAAUAGAAAACCGAGCAUGCCGGACGUCGUCCCGUUCACGAACAAACCCCGUCCCAGGCCAAACAAACUCUCACUAAGCAACUUCAAAACGCAAAAAUCAUUAGACGAAGUAGUGACGGAGAACGAAACAAAAUUCACAGGCCAGACUAGUGUUUGUUCAACCCCAAUGGUUGAAUACAAAAGACUCCAUGGCAACAUGCUCUCGAUAUGCCAAAAUCCGGAUAACCAAACACAGGAAAAGUCUCCGGACUUAGAACCGGACGUUCUAAAGAACAUAGAAAACUGUGCCAAAAUGAAGAUAGAAAGUGAGAAGCGAGAUAACAAAAUGGUUUUAGAUAUAAAUUGUAUAGCUGAUCAUUUUAUAAAUAAACCGGAACCAAUACGGAAAUUAGCGAGUGUUAUGGAUAUUCAAGAAACUUUCCGGAAGCUAUCUAACCGAGCAACAUCCAAAUUUAAGUUAAAGCGAUCGCAAAAUGAAGAUGAUUCUCCAUUAGAAGAAACGAGGAGUCCAAGUACACUCACAAUUAACGACCCAUUAUUCCCUGUGUUUAGGAAUGAUGGUGUUGCGAUUUCAGAGUCCCUCUUUAAUCAGUAUCUAGAGCAGUAUUAUUCUAGAAUUAAACAAGAGUCAAAGGAAGAGAACAUGUUCAAUUUCAACUCAAAACUUGGAGAACCUGAGAAGUUUGAAGAUUUCGACUCAGAAAUGACAAAGUCACCUCAAAGAACUCCAAAGAAGAUAGCGAAAGAUUCAACAAAAACACUACCAAGCGAUCAGUCCAGGCGUAAAGCGUUAUCAUUACCUCUGAAAUUGUUGACGGAGAGUUCCGAAGCCCAAAUCGAUGCGGAGGCAGUUAGUUUUAAGAAGAAAUUGUCAGGUGUGCAACUAACACCACUUAUGGAAAAGUUGAGUCAUUUAGCAUUCACAUCAGAUAAGUCCAGUGGAUACAGUAGUAGGGUGAUGACUCCAUUAGAGAUUAGAGAGUUUCUGACACCAGCUGCCGAACGUCAAGUCACCUUCUCUGACAGGAACAAGACCCACCGAGAAGACUGUGAAAGUGAUUCAGAAUCCGAAAGUAACUUGGACCUUCUGCCCGAGUACAGUCAGCAUGCAGUAAAAUGCGCACUCUUCGUUAGCGGAUUGCACAAUAUGGCGCUGCUAGCGCUACUCGAAGUAGACGCAGCUGACAAUGUCGACACCAUUAAUAACCUGUGGGAAACGUCUCUCAACGCUCUGGGUCCUAUCGAGCAAAAGUGUAUGGAGCCACUUCCAGCUGAAGCCGAAACUACUGACUACAGUUAUUUGAUGCUUGACCCUGACUGGGGCUCAGUGCGCAAAGGAGGUCCAUGGGCCGCUAUGGAUAUUGCAACAAUGGGUCUUAUUCACAAUGAGUUUGCGGAAGAUCCAGAAUUAUCCGAAUUCAUAUUAAGGAGCGAGGAGAGCGUGGUGGUGGGGUGGUCGUGCGGCGGCGCGCAGCUGUUCUACCAGGAGGCGGGCGCGCGCGGCGCCGGCCCGCCGCCGCCCUCCGACGCGCUCGCCGCCGCGCCCGCGCGCGCCGCCCGCCGCCUGCGCGCGCACCGCGCCGCCGCGCUGCUCUAG
Parnassius mnemosyne (clouded apollo) is the source of this 2511-nucleotide messenger RNA. Lineage: Eukaryota; Metazoa; Arthropoda; Insecta; Lepidoptera; Papilionidae. The record is from the annotation of a GenBank genome assembly.